Colletotrichum graminicola M1.001 is the source of this 3759-nucleotide messenger RNA. RefSeq lists its product as uncharacterized. The transcript has a single exon. The record is from RefSeq and is a predicted model, not a curated record. Bases 1 to 3759 code for a protein of 1252 amino acids. NCBI's taxonomy places the organism in Eukaryota, Fungi, Ascomycota, Sordariomycetes, Glomerellales, Glomerellaceae.
AUGGCCGCGUCUUCGUCAACUGCGGCCUCGGACACUCUCGCCUCGUCUACCACGUCCAGCGCAGUCUUUGACGGCGGAUACACCUACUCUUUCCCCGACGCCGGCCAGUCGACAACCACGGCCUCGACUUGUGGAUGGGGCGAGGCUACCAAGACGGUGCAGGUUACCGAGACCGUGGUCAGCACCAUCUUGGUCUAUAGCUCUGCUGCAUCUAGCAGCGGUAGCACCUCCACAUCGAGCUUCUCGUUUCCGAGUGAUGGGGACAGCGGAGGUCGUCCUGCGCCGCCGCCCAGCACCAGCACCACCUCAUCCGGAUCUGUGGCUAGGCCGACUACACUGGUUUUGAACGGGACUACGACCACCAUCUCUGACGCUCCGCUCCCCACGUCGUCUGAGACGCUGAUCAUCCCCACGAUCAGCAGCCUGGCCAACACGAGCGCCGGGGCUGCGUCCACCCAGAGUCUGUCGUUGACUCCCAGCUCAUCCGCAAGCUCCGUUGAUGGAUCUACGACUUCGUCUUUGGCGCAGAUUCCACCUGCGGUGACUACGAUCAUGAGCGACGGGGGCGGUUCGACGUGGACAAUCACCGUGGGAACCACGAGUGGGAUCCAGCCGUUUCCCAACAGUACCUCGACGCCUCGGUCUCUCGCACCCUCCGAGACUGCUUCGGGGAUUUUCAGUGUGAUUACCAGUCUCGUUGGCGGCGUCGGGUCAACGUGGACGGUGAUUGGGGGGUCGACAGUCACCGGCACUUGGAGCCUGGGGACGUCCACUCCAUCCGAAGCCCCCUCGCAGAUAGUCACAGGCGGUUUCACCGUCAUCACGAGCGUCAUCGGAGGCGUUGCAACGACCUGGACAGUCACGGGAGGGACAAAUGCCACUUCUCGCCCGAGCGAAACGACGAGUUUUGAAACUCCUUGGGCAACUCCCUCCGAAGCCGCCAGUGGUGCCUUGACUAUCAUUACGAGUAUCAUCGGAGGGGUGGGUACAACUUGGACGGUGACUGGAAACCCUACUCUUGCGCCGUCGCUGAAUGGAUCAAUGGCGACUUCGACCCCUUCUGCGGUUCCCUCCGGGACGGCCAGCGGCGUGGUAAGCGUCAUUACUACAAUCAUUGGAGGCGUAAGCGUAACGCAGACAGUGGUCGGAGGAGUCACAGCGAGUGCCUCUUCUACGGGGAACACGACCGUCUCGACUCCUCCAACUCUUUCUGAGACAGAGAGCAGAUCUGUUGGCGUAAUCACUAGCAUCGUAGGUGGCAUCGCCUCGACAUGGACCGUCAUUGGAGGCUCGACCCUGGUCGACUCGUCGAGCCCCCCGGCCACAGUCACAGCUCCCGUCUCAUCCGAAACUGCCAGUGGCGCAUUCAGUGUCAUCACGAGCGUCAUCGGCGGCGUCACAUCAAUCUUGACUCUUGUUGAAGGCUCGACUCUUUCUAGACCCUCGUCUUUGGCCACGUCUGCUUCCGCCCCGGUCUCUGUCGUCACGAGCGUAAUCAACGGAGCUGUUUCUUCAUGGACUGUGAUUGGGGGUUCGACCGUCUCCGGAGUUCCCGACGGGACGACGUCGACUCCGACCCAGAGCGGCGCCGUGUCGGUCAUCACCAGCGUCGUUGGCGGCGUCGGGUCUACCUGGACCGUCAUCGGAGGAUCUACUGUCACUGGGUCACUCGAUACGUCGAUUUCAGCAACCCCGGCGUUACCUCCCGGUGCUUCCAUCGUCACCAGCAUCAUUGACGGUGUUGCAUCGUCGUGGACGGUGAUCGGGGGCUCGACAGUCUCUGGCAGGCCAACGGAAACCGGCCAGGCUACGGUCAUAACCAGCGUUGUUGGAGGUGCCGCUUCGACGUGGACUAUCAUCGGAGGCUCAACUAUCUUUGGAUCUGCAAACAACACAGCGGGAGGAACUCAGACAGCUUCUGCUACUCCCACAGUCAUCACGAGCGUCGUCGAUGGAGCCGCCUCGACCUGGACUGUCAUCGGCGGCUCAACCAUUCUUGGAUCUGCAAACAACACAGCGGGAGGAACUCGGACAGUUUCUGCUACCCCCACAGUGAUCACGAGCGUCGUCGAUGGAACCGCCUCGACCUGGACCGUCAUCGGCGGCUCAACCGUCUUCGGAACGCUGCCGCAGCCUUUGACGAGUACAGGGAGUGCAGCAGAAGUGGUUUCUACCAUUAGCGGCCGCGUCUCUACCUUGACUCUGUCCGGAGGCGCCACAUUGAUAAGCACACUCAACGGGAGCAUCCCAACGACAACCGAGAGCACGGCGUCAACUGCUUCUUUGUCUUCCUCUGCAACAACGAGGAGCUCAGCAACAGCGACCACUAGCUACGAUUCGGCCUUCACCGGGAUCUCCGUCAUUGCAGCUCAGAACGGAAGCACAUGCUACACAGAGCCCACUCCGAUCGCCGCGCUCCACGAGUCCGUUCUCAACAACACAGGUCGCGAGCCGCCGUACAUGGACGCAUUCUAUCUGGACGCUGCCACCAACUCGGUCAAGUACCUCCGACUGAGGAACAACAACACCGAUCCGAUCCUUGUCGACGUCUCGGAUCCAUCAAAGGUUGCCAUCAUUGACGGGGCGGGCAAUGUGCUCUCCGUCGACAGCGAGGGGCUGCACUUCACCUCGCCGAACUGCUCUCCCAAGAUUGACGUCUUCAUAUCAGGCUUUUCCGAGCAGCUGAGCGCGUUGACCAACACGAGCUGCGGCGGGACAAGCGAUGUCCCCGUCAACAGCACACGCACGUCUAGUCCUCCUCCAGUCUUCAGGGGCACACUGGAUAGGAGACAGGAACAGGCGUUUAACGUGACUCUUCGCCUCACGGAUCAAUGCGGCGAACCCGCGCGCGCCGACCUUCCCGUCUCCGUCUCUCUCGGCGGCACGGAAUGCGUUGUUCUCCCCGAGACGACGGGGACCUUUGUCGCAAGGUGCGCGUUCCCCGGCGGCGAGAGCAGCACGACGGAAUGCGAGACCGCUGUCCAGCAGACGCUGGACCAACUCACUCGGGGCUCCUUAGCCGGGACGUGCCCACCGUUCACGUCCGUAUGGAGUCUCUUAUCCCGGGAACUCGGCGGCGUGGUCAACGUCGACGCUCUCCUCCAGCCGUUCCUCGACGCCGGACUCAACCUCGGCACCGAUCGGGGCCGGGGCAUCCUCUCGGUCAUUGACAGCUUCAUGAGGGUGUACGACUUCUCGGUCGCGACCUUCGGGAACUCCACCUCGAACGGCGGCGGCAGCUCGGGCCUGGAGGGGAUGGUCGCGGGAUACGGCGCCGCGGCCGUCCGGACAGACGUCUGCCGCUCCCUCAUCUCCUCGGAGACGCUGAACCUGACCUUCACGGCGGGCGCGCCCGCGACCCCGGUCCCGCUGGCGAACAUCUCCACCGUGCCCUCGCCGGCGCCCGAGUACGAGCGCAACGUGACGGACCCCACGGCCCUCGCGUGCUGCCCGAACCCGCGCAAGUGCGUGGUGACGGACGACGAGGGGCCGCACUACCCCCUCGAGGCGUCGACCGAGACGCCCGACUGCCUCUGCGGCACGACGCUCGAGGGAAGGGGGAUCGCCUUCCGGUCGGGCGGGUGCGGCGCGUACUCGCGGUGCAACGAGACUUCGCCGUGCGGCGGGGGCGCAGUGUGCCUGGUCGACAACUGCUGCGGGUUCGGCGUCUGUGUCAACGGGACGGAGUGUUCUGCGCCGAGGCCUGCGAUGCGGUGGGUGGACCUCUUUGGGGCGGAGACGUCCGGCGGCAUGUUUUGA